AGUCAUUUCAGUGGACCAAUUUGACAAAAACGCAUCGUUAGAGGUUCGAAAUUGGAAUUAGUUGAAGGCAUCUUUUGCGGCCAGUGUCUCGUUUAAAAUGUUCUUCGAUUUUCGAAUGUGAAUACGCGCGAAAAUGAAUCCCGAAACGAUUGAGACCAUAGAUGAUAAAGACAAUGAGAUUAUUGAAAAAACUGAAACGAAAUUAGCGUUUUCAAUAGAAAAUUUGCUUUCUGAUAAAUUUAAAAAUAAUACAAAUGUUAGUGUCGAUGAAUCAGUUAAUCCUUCGACAAGUGCAGAGUGUGUGGAUUAUUUUAAUGGCAUGGGACAGAGUGAAAUGAGUUGUGAUUCAGAUGAAGACAGGGUGAGCACCAGCUCAGAGAACGUGGACGUGGAAGGGACGACUAAUGAUGCGCAGGAGUUUGCGGAUGGCAAGACUGAUUAUCUACAAUCAGGAAGUACACGCGGCAAACGCGCGCGCACCGCGUUCAGCGCGCAGCAGAUCAAGAGUCUAGAGGCGGAGUUCGAGAAGAACAGGUACCUGUCGGUGGCGGCGCGGGGACGGCUGGCCCGACAGCUGCGGCUCACUGAAACCCAGAUAAAAAUAUGGUUCCAAAACCGUCGAACGAAAUGGAAGCGAAAAUACACAAACGAUGUAGAGUUGCUCGCUCAACAAUACUACAGCAGCUUGGGUAUCGUCGCUCCGCGCCCCAUGUUCGUCGGUGAUAGGCUUUGGAUCUUCAACUACUCAAACAGGAUCCCACCAACGCAGCAACAACAGUGGAUGAAGUCCAUAAACAAUAUUGCCAACACACACAAUCAAAUCGUUGAUAGAAACAUAUUACGGACAAUACCAAAACCUGAUAUACCGCCAUUCUUUAUCCCCCCACCGCCAGCAACGUAUCCGAAUGAACGAGUUUUCCUAAAUAUGGAAAGGAAUUUAAAUUUGACAAAUGUCAAUGUCAAAAUUCCCGCGCAAACCAGAAUGGUGCCACGCGAAGUUUACAACAAUAUGGCUACAGCGCAACGGAGCAUGGACGUGUAUAAGAACAAUAUUUUGAACCACAACAGUCCACCGCAAGAGGCUAAUGUGGACCAUUUGAGAAGACUGGAAGAAAAUUUUAGUAUUUAAGUAUGGUCCACGUAAGAUGUCAUGUUGUAUAGUAUAUGUAUAUAAUCUGCAAAAGUUACCUUACACUUCCCUGUCACACAAAGGUUUUAUAUACUUACCUAAACAGCUAACUAAAUUACUAAAAACAGUUUAACCGUUAAAUUAAAAAAUAUUUAUAAUUUAUAAUUUUGCGUGCGCGAAUAAGAAUACUUCAUUCGAUAUGUACUUAGUUAAGUGUAAUUGUUCUAUGUAUAAUAAUGUAAAUAAAAUAAUG
Messenger RNA from Plodia interpunctella (Indianmeal moth), 1382 nucleotides. It is a transcript of the gene lms, whose product is annotated as lateral muscles scarcer. The record is from RefSeq and is a predicted model, not a curated record. Lineage: Eukaryota; Metazoa; Arthropoda; Insecta; Lepidoptera; Pyralidae. Gene Ontology annotation, cellular component: nucleus. Gene Ontology annotation, molecular function: RNA polymerase II cis-regulatory region sequence-specific DNA binding; DNA-binding transcription factor activity, RNA polymerase II-specific. Bases 134 to 1129 code for a protein of 331 amino acids. The transcript has 3 exons. Gene Ontology annotation, biological process: neuron differentiation; central nervous system development; regulation of transcription by RNA polymerase II.